Messenger RNA from Xenopus tropicalis (tropical clawed frog), 3189 nucleotides. RefSeq names its product provisional ortholog of tripartite motif containing 25. Lineage: Eukaryota; Metazoa; Chordata; Amphibia; Anura; Pipidae. The record is from RefSeq and is a predicted model, not a curated record. Gene Ontology annotation, biological process: antiviral innate immune response. The coding region runs from base 408 to 2009 and encodes 533 amino acids. Gene Ontology annotation, molecular function: zinc ion binding. The transcript has a single exon. Gene Ontology annotation, cellular component: cytoplasm.
UCCUGCCCGUGUAACCCUGCGAUACACGUGGUGCCUCAAUGGGGAGGAGAUUUCAAGCUGAAAGUACAGAAGCAACUGGGGGUCUCAGAAAUCAGUUAUUGGUCAGAAUGAGUCAGCUGAGCUGACGAGUGGAGGGAGGGGUCCGUAUCUAAAGAAUGUGCUCUGAGUCUGUCCUGUGUGUCUCCCACCUUAGCCUCUUGUCUGAGAUAUCAUGUGACUCCCCAAAGCCUUCCGUAAUGGGGCCGGGGUCCCCCAAUAUCCCACCAGGGGGAAAUAAAUAAGGAACAGCACCGCGUGAUCCCAGGAACUGAGAGGGUUAACUCACAGGAGUCCAAAGUGCUGUUUGUCUCUGGGGAAAGAGAACUUUGUAUUUCGUUUCUUGUUCAGUUCCCGUUCUGCUCUCAGCGAUGGCGGCUGCUGAUCUGAGAGACGAGCUGAGCUGCUCCAUCUGCCUGAGCAUUUAUACUGAUCCGGUAAUGCUGCCCUGUGGCCAUAACUUCUGCCGGGGCUGCGUUGGCAGUGUGAUGGAUGCCCAGGAGGGAUUGGGGGCUUAUUCCUGCCCUGAAUGCAGAGCCGAGUAUCAGGAGCGCCCCGCCCUGCCCAGGAACAGAACUCUGGGGAACAUAGCAGCGCGGUUCUGUCCGACUGAGCCGGAGCCGGGGGAGACUGGGAUUCCCUGCACUUACUGUGUCCUCUCCCCUGUACCCGCUGUUAUAUCCUGUCUGCACUGUGAGGCUUCUCUGUGUGAUACCCACCUGCGGGGGCACAGCCAGUCGGCAGAACAUGUACUCACUGAGCCCACCGCUUCCUUUAUUGGGAGAAAAUGUUCUGUACAUCACAAGGUUCUGGAGUAUCACUGCUGUGAGGAUUCUGCCUGUAUCUGUGUGUCCUGCUGCCUGGCCGGGGGGCACCGGGGCCACAGGGUGGAGCUGCUGAGUGAGGCCUCUGAGAAGAAGAAAGAGAAACUGAGGAAAGUUCUGGAGAAACUGAGCCCAGAGAGAGAGGAGACUGAGAGAGGAGCCCAGAGGCUGCAGGAGCGCAAGAGAGAAGGGGCAGAAGUGGCAGCCGGUGAGACAGAGAGAGUCACUGCCCUGUUUAGGGGCAUCAGGGAAGAGCUGGAAGCCCUAGAGAAGCGACUCCUGAGUGACAUCUCCAGGCAGAAAGAGGAGCUCUCACUCACACUCACUGAGCUGAUCCAACAGCUGGAAAUAAAGAAGGACGAGCUGUCCAGGAAGAUCCGGCACAUUGAGGAGCUGUGCAACAUGGCAGAUCCACUCACUGUCCUACAGGAACAAUGGGAAUCCCAUGGAGCUGCCUUUUGUGGGGCUUUGGUGGCAGAUACUGAGGGCAGAGAGAGAGAGGGUAUAAAGGUCCCGGCUGUAGGGGAUCUGGAUGUGGGUCGGAUCUCAGAGACAUUACUCACAGGCUUAGCUGGGAUUCUGACUGGGGUAAAGGGAAGGAUCUAUGGGCAGGAGGCUACAGACCUGGUACUGGCUAUAAACACGGCUCAUAAUCGUGUAUCUGUAUCAGGGGACAGGAAAUCUGCUUCCUACUCACCAACAAACCAACAUUACCCACAAUCCCCAGAGAGAUUUCAGCUUUAUGCUCAGGCUUUAAGCAGCAGGAGUUUCCCCUCAGGGCGACAUUACUGGGAAGUGGAGGUCAGUGAAUCAGGGAACUGGGGGAUAGGGGCGGCCUAUCCCAGUAUAGAGAGGGGAGGGGGGCAGUCUGGUAUUGGGAAUAAUAACAAGUCCUGGGGUUUGUACAGAGGGAAUAUUAAUUACAGAUAUUCAGUGAGACAUGACAGUAAAUGGACACAUUUGCCCCACACCCCUUCCUGCAGGAGAAUCAGGAUCUGGUUGGACUAUGAGGCCGGACGCCUGUCCUUUUAUGAGCUGAGUGAGCCAAUCAGGCACUUACACACCUUCACUGCCUCCUUCACUGAGCCCCUUCAUGCUGCAUUCAGGGUAUGGGGGGAUGUAGGUGCCUGGAUGAGAAUCAUUCGCUAGUAGGAUACAGUAGAACAGUUUCUAUAGGACAGAAUAAGGUGCAGUCAGUAAAGCCCAGCUAAUGGCACCCCCUCAGCUCCCUGGCUGCCCUAUUUUAUAUCAGUGCUUACCAAAUUGUUACAUGUAUUAGAAUUAUGUCACUCAAACUGCCUCUCCUCAGUGCAGUGAAGGGGCCCCAUUCCCCAAGCACAGAUAGAAGCUACAUUGGGAGAUGGAGGGCCCCUACCCUGUGGGUACAUCAGUGGGAAGCUUUCUGGGAUAGCGCUAGGAAUGGUGUUAUCUGUGUGAGACAGAAAGGGAGUAAAUACAACACAAUACUUUAUUGGUAUUAUACCCCAGGGAAGCUUAGUGAAUUAUCCCUAGUGAUGAGCGAAUGUGUCUCGUUUCAGUUUGCCAAAAAAUUUGCAAAACCAGGUGAAAAAUUUUGCUCAACAAUAAUUGCAUCCAGAUACAACCACUAUGUGCUGUAGAGAAUGUGGACAAGAGUCCACAAGGGAUAGUGCUGCUUGAACAGAGGUUCAAUUGUCCCCACUGCUCCCAGUGCUGUUUAGCCCUCCUGGCUGCUUCAGGCAUUGCAUUUCCAAUUGGUUGGUAUGGGGAGCAGUGACGGGAAGGCUAUUCCCCACCAGAGAGCAAUAGAAGCCAAACAUCUCAUAUGGGAGAAGAUAGGAAUGAUUAUAAAAAGCUCUCCCCAAUGUUCCUGUGUCUCAUCUUGUUGUUCCCCUGAGCUAAUUCUAUAUGAAGUAUAGAGACAACUGCCCCACAAACACAGGUCCCAUUCAGAUUAUUAUCCCACCAAGUCAUUGGAGAAACAAACCCUUUGGUGAUUGGUAGAUCUGAGUGGGAAUAAAAUAUCCUGUGUAUUUCUGAUUUACUCUGUGUUACAGUUCUGUGUAUGAGAAGGAAGCACAGUUGGGGAGUCCCUUAUUUAUACAGGGUCUGAUCAUCAGUUUGAGGGGGUUUAAUUCGCCUGUGGCCUUCUCCUCCCUUAGAAAGAUGAAUUUGCCUUUAAAUAUCAUAAUACAUACAUGAAGUAUCAGAAAAAUGUCCCAGCAGGAAAACAAUCCGCCCCACCCUGAUUAUUGUCCCACAGAUAAACACAGAUCCCCGGGGGGCUGAAUGGGGAAUAUACGGAUGGGCUGAAACUGUUAUUUGAAUAUCCUAGGGCUACUACUAUUGG